Messenger RNA from Drosophila kikkawai, 3734 nucleotides. RefSeq names its product Mnt (gene Mnt). Gene Ontology annotation, molecular function: RNA polymerase II cis-regulatory region sequence-specific DNA binding; DNA-binding transcription factor activity, RNA polymerase II-specific; protein dimerization activity. Gene Ontology annotation, biological process: regulation of transcription by RNA polymerase II. The record is from RefSeq and is a predicted model, not a curated record. Lineage: Eukaryota; Metazoa; Arthropoda; Insecta; Diptera; Drosophilidae.
CAAAACGACUAAAACAGAACCAAGUAACCGGCGGCAAAAACAACAAAAACACCAAGAACAGCAGCACACAACUACUUUCUGUAUUUUUUUAGUGCAUAGAAAAGAAGCCCGACAUUAAAGUGAAUAAAAAACGAAAUAAGCUCGGUGGUUCGUUCAAAGUGAAGUGAAUGAAUUUGAAAACUCCCCAAUGAAACAGUACUGAAUGCGGCUAUAAGCAGUUAUUUACGGUUAAAUAAUGAACUCGCCAAAUUGAAAAUAAUAUUCGUAAUCAAUACAACAAUAUCAUAAUUGAGAAAGCUUAAACCACAAGUAAUCACAACAAAAUAAACAUUCUAAUAUAAAAUACCACAAACAAUAGCAACAAUAAUAAUAAAAGCAGAAACCACCGAAGAUAAGUUUAAAGUAAAAAUAGCAACGUCGUAAAUCAAACAACUAAUACAACCCAACAUCCGUUUCGAAAACAAAACCAUCUUAAUAUUCACCAAAAACAAAUUAAGAAAUUAACAAAAGCCAAUAUACACUGGAAACGCAGCAACAAUUUUCAAAAGCAAAAGUUUCAACAUUAGUUUCCGAAAAUCCAAUUUUUUAUAAAAACAAAAUUCAACAAUUAAUUGAGGACCAGUUUCAACAACAACAAAUAUUUCAACAAUAAAGUGCCGCGUCCCAAAGUUGCCUCACCGCUGCUCUCUUGCUCUCUCUCAACAAUACGUGUAUUCGUGUUUGUUCGUUGGUGUAUUUAUUUGUUUUUAUAUUACAUUUCACGUGUCCUUUACCGUGUUCCGCGUGUGUAUCCGUGUGUGCGUCCGUGUGAGAGAAAGAGUGAGCGCACAUUGUUUUUUUUGUCUGUGUAUGCUAUGUCACGGAGUAUAGGCAUUAAUGCGCUCCUCGAGGCGGCUGAAUUUUUAGCGCAGAAUGAGAAGCUCCCGCAGGCGGGAGGCGGUCCCAUUGGACUGGGCGUGGCCAUUCCCACCUCCCACCAACACCAUCAUCACCAGCUGCAACAACAUUAUAAAAGCAACUCCCUCAACAACAAUAACAACACCAAUACCAACAACAACAAUAGUAAUCAGCACAAUAGGAACAAUAGCAGUAACGGAAUUAUUGCAUCGCCGCCAUUUACGAACGGAAAUGGUAACGGUAUCGGAAUCCAUAACGUGAACUCCAACGUAAACGUUAACGUCAACGGCAACGGCAACGGCCUGAGUAACGGUAACGGGCACGGGCACAGUAGCACCAACAACAGCCCGCGCAGUCAAUUAACCCACGAUUACGAUUACGUCGGCAGUGGCAGUGGCAGCGCUGCCGCCAACGGACACAGCGAAGGUCGCGCCCCCAUCUCGGAGGAAACUAAUUCCUCAAAAAUCAACAACAGCAACCACAACAACACCCCACAAAAGCAACAGCAACAACAGCAGUUGCUUGCCAAUGGCAGAACAACAACAACAACAACAACAACAUCAGUAGCAGCAACAACAAAAUUGAUGGGAAACUCUACUUCGCCCUCUUCUUCCGCGUCCUCAAAUAAUUCACCCAACACCUAUACCCUCAAACCCCAAACCGCAGCUGACUCUGCCUUCCUGCUGCUGGCAACAGCAGCAACUGCGACUGCAACUGCAACUGCAAGUGCAACAGCAGCAGCAGCAGCAACAGCAGCGGCGGGAGCAGCAGCAACACCUGCAUCCUGCAAGCCUGCCAAGCACAAAUUGGGUCCCAUCGAAGGGAUUCGAAGCAAUGAUCUGUUGCUAACGGAUGUGGAGGAUGUCCUGCUGCAAAACCAUAAAAGAAUCUGCUUAGAUGCGCUUGGCGGCAAAUCGGGCAUACCCCUCACACCGCCGCCCAUGUCCACGCGCAAAGUGACGGACACGAAUCAGCGGAUCCGCUCGUACUCACUCUCCUCCCAUAAAUUCACAGCCCCCAGCCAGGAGCAGCAGUAUCACCAUGCCAGCCAUCAGCAUAUCCAGUCCCAUAUCGUUAGGGGUGCGUCAGGAGGAAAUGGAGCCGGAGCUGGUGCCAAUGGUGGGGCGACGGCAUCCUUGAACACCUACCGUCAACAGCUUAGCAACAUUUUGGUGGCCAACGAAUUAGCCGCUGCCUCAGCGAUACGCGUAGGUGGCGGCUCAGGAGCGGCCUCAGGUGCGGGAGCGAUGGCCUUGAAUGUCUCAUCCUCGGCGCCGACGCAAGGAUCUCAGCUAAUACAGGUACAUACAGCUAGCACAGGACGCAGACGCACCACCAGUUCCAACAGCAACGGAGCGGGCACUCGAGAGGUGCACAACAAGCUUGAGAAGGAGCGGCGCGCUCAGCUAAAAGAGUGCUACGACCAACUCAAAAAGGAGCUGCCCAUAAGGGAAGAGGACAGAAAGAAGACCUCCAACUUGACAAUACUCGAUUCGGCCUACCAAUAUGUCAUACAACUGUCGCUGCGGAAAAGCGAACAGGAAGCGGAGGUGGAGCAGCUGGCGAAGCAAAAGAUUGAGCUGCAGAAGCAAUUGAACAAUUUGAGAAGGGAUACGACGGCCAGCGAUCAGCAGAAACAGCAGAGCAUUCCACAGGCCGAAAAAGCCACAAGCACAUCAUCCGCAUCAGCAACAGCAGCAGCAGCAGCCAGUGGCCGCAAUGGAACCACAAUUCUGUUUGAUGCCACCACCGCCUGUGGCGUCACUGGGCUAACAACUGUGAUAAGCAAAACCAAUGCCCCACCAGCAGCUGCUGCCAGUAAACACAACGCAGGAGGAGCCACCACCACACUUACUCCGGCCAUGGGUAUCAUGACAAUUAAGAAUGGGAACAGCAGCAUACUGGCAAUCUCACCCACUGCGGUGGCAAUCCAACAGCAACAGCAGCAGCAGCCACUUCACCACAGCAACAGCAGCCCGGCGGGCAGUCCCAGCAGCAAUGCAUCCUCUGCAGCAGUUGCACCGGGCGCGGGAGCAACCACAAUUAUUCGUGGCUCGCCCACACCCUCGACGCCAUCGCCGUCACCUAGCUCCUCGUCCAGCGGAGUCUCGUCAUCGGCCUCAUUUAUGGGCUCAUCCUCAUCCUCCUCAUCCUCGUCAUCGUCGUCGUCCAGCUCGUCGUCCAGCUCAUCAUCCAGUUCGUCGUCACCCACGCAACAGAAUACGCCGGCGGCCACAGCCAAUGCACAUUUAGUGGGUGCCCGAAGCGUUGGUCUCAAGUUCCAUGGCGCCAGUGUGGUUGGACCAUCAGCCAGCGGCUUGAAUGGCGCCGCUUCCAUAGUGGCCGCUGCUGUGCCCACUGGUGGAUCAGCGAAUGGUUUCCAUCAGGCGGACAAGGAUAAUCGGAACUACAAUUUCCUCAUGAUCAGUGCUGGAACAACGGCGCAGUGAAUCGACAGAAAAAAAAACAACAACAAAAACUUACAACAUAACAAACUGCAACAAAUGCGCCUCUAUAACAAUAACAAAAACAGCAACAACAAAAACUGAAUUGUGUGCAACGGCUCCCACCUCGAGAAGAACCUAAAACAAGUGUAUAUUCAUUCGCUGUUCUCGAACUCUUUAAAUUUGUUUUUUUCUUAAACGAAAACAAAAACAACAACAAGAAAAAACCAACUAUUUUUCAUACUUGGCACACAUAAAAAACAAAACAAAAACUGUCAACAACAACACAAAUGAGCGCUGUAGUUUUUACAUAAAUUAACAACAACAGCAACAAACAGCAAAACAGUUCCGCCCAACACGUAGCAUCGAUUUUAAAAAUCAACAAAAAACAAA